GUACAUAACAAGAAACAUAUGCCAAAUAGCCGAAAAGUCUAUAAUCUAAAUGGUGUGCUCAAUUAAGUCUAGUCUUUCAUAGAAGAAGUAGCUGCAAAGAUAUACCAUUCCUAUUCUUUCAUUAAGGACUAGCUUUGGAAGUUAAACCAUGGAGGCAAUGUAAAUCUUGCUUAAACCUCUCUUCCACUGUUUCAUCUUUACCUUUCUUUCUCUUUCAUUUUAAGCUACCCUUUACAGCUCUACAAUGGUCCCUCAUCAAGGAAAAACCCAUGAAGACCUACCUGCAGAAGUGGCUCAAAUUGUGACAGAAGAAGAAAGAGAUGUGGAAGUCAGCAAUGAAACCAAAGAAAUGGAAGGAAAAGAUGAAGAAGUCUUGAAUGAAGCCAAGGAAAUGGAAAAAGAUGAUGCAGAAGUCUCAAAUGAAGGCAAGGAUAUGGAGAAGACAGAGGAGAAUGAGUCUCCAAGAGGAGUGCUUGAUAUUGUUAUUACAGGUUCAGAGUCUGAUCACAGCAGCAUUAUAAGCAGCAGUGGUAGCAGCAGAAGCAGUUUCAACUCAUCUUUAGAUGACAAGUUGCCUGAAAAUAAAGAUGUUUCUUCAUUUUCAUCAUCAUCAGAGCAGGAAACUAUUAGUGACCAGAAGAAGAAAGUAGUUUCUGACAAUACCAGCAAGAAGAAAUCAGUGUUGAAAAGGUUGUCUUCAAUUUCAUUGUUAAGGUGGAAGUUUGGGAAGAGCAGUCAAGUUUCUGAAGAGGCUGUUGAUCAUGCUGAUGAUCUUGUUAUGUUGCCAAAGCCUUCUUGGAGGAACUUCACUUUUCAAGAACUUGAAGCUGCUACCAACAAUUUUAACCCUGCUGAGUUGCUUGGCAAAGGGGGGCAUGCAGAAGUGUACAAGGGAUGCUUACCAGAUGGUCAAGUUGUCGCGGUGAAAAAGAUCACGAAGAAGGCAAAGAAAGAUGAGAACCGAGUUGGCGAAUUUUUAUCUGAGCUUGGGAUUAUUGCACAUAUUAAUCAUCCAAAUGCUGCUAAAUUAAUAGGCUUUAGUAUUGAGAAUGGACUAUACCUUGUCCUCCAAUUUGCCCCCAAUGGCAGCUUAGCCACUUUACUACACGGUUGUCCAGAGAGGACCAUAGAGUGGAGCAUAAGAUUUAAGGUAGCAAUCGGGGUAGCUGAUGGUCUGAAGUAUCUGCAUUCCGAUUGUCAGAGGCGAAUAAUCCAUAGAGACAUUACAGCCUCAAAUAUACUCUUGUCCGAAGACUAUGUGCCUCAGAUAUCCGAUUUCGGGUUAGCAAAGUGGCUCCCGGAGAAGUGGAUGCAUCAUGUAGUAUCGCCUAUUGAGGGCACUUUUGGAUACAUGGCUCCAGAGUAUUUUAUGCAUGGAAUCAUUGAUGAGAAGACGGAUGUAUUUGCUUUCGGAGUUCUGUUAUUAGAGCUCAUAACCGGGCGCUGUGCUGUUGAUUCUUGUCGACAGAGCCUUGUUAUGUGGGCAAAAUCUCUGCUGGAGAAAAACAGUGUGAAGGAACUAGCGGAUCCUCGACUAGGCGAAGAUUAUGACAUGGUGGAUAUGAAACGAGCCAUAGCAACAGCUACAACAUGCCUUCAUCAUAUGCCAAAACUAAGGCCAAACAUGACCAGGGUGGCUCAACUGCUGAGAGGUGAAAAUGGAGGAUUAGAGAUGAAACAGAGGUCAAUGGUACUGGUGGAUGAUUAUGACUUGGAAGAUUAUACUUGUACAACUUACCUUAAGGAUCUUAAUCGUUAUAAACAACUUCUUUUGGAGUAAUAUAAUUUAUAUUAAUAAUAAUAAUUAAUUUUCCUUAUUUUAA
Messenger RNA from Daucus carota subsp. sativus, 1823 nucleotides. RefSeq names its product receptor-like cytosolic serine/threonine-protein kinase RBK1. Lineage: Eukaryota; Viridiplantae; Streptophyta; Magnoliopsida; Apiales; Apiaceae. Gene Ontology annotation, molecular function: protein kinase activity; ATP binding. The record is from RefSeq and is a predicted model, not a curated record. Gene Ontology annotation, biological process: protein phosphorylation. The transcript has 8 exons. Bases 245 to 1780 code for a protein of 511 amino acids.